CAGGCAUCCUAAUCAUGACACGCCUCCUCGACGCCAGCUUUCUGCUGCUGCCUGCUAUCGCAUCGACGCUAUUUGGCACCGCCUCUGCACAGAAUGCGACAUGCGCACUGAAGGGAAAGCCGGCAGGCAAAGUCUUGAUGGGAUAUUGGGAAAAUUGGGAUGGAGCAGCCAACGGUGUUCACCCUGGAUUUGGCUGGACACCGAUCGAAAACCCCAUCAUUAAACAGAAUGGCUACAAUGUGAUCAACGCCGCCUUCCCCGUUAUUCUGUCAGAUGGCACAGCAUUAUGGGAAAACGACAUGGCUCCUGACACUCAAGUCGCAACUCCAGCUGAAAUGUGUGAGGCUAAAGCAGCUGGUGCCACAAUUCUGCUGUCAAUUGGAGGUGCUACUGCUGGCAUAGAUCUCAGCUCCAGUGCAGUCGCUGACAAGUUCAUCGCCACCAUUGUACCAAUCUUGAAGCAGUACAAUUUUGACGGCAUUGAUAUAGACAUUGAGACGGGGUUGACCAACAGCGGCAAUAUCAACACACUUUCCACAUCCCAGACCAAUUUGAUUCGCAUCAUUGAUGGUGUUCUUGCUCAGAUGCCUUCCAACUUCGGCUUGACUAUGGCACCUGAGACAGCGUACGUUACAGGCGGUAGCAUCACGUAUGGCUCUAUUUGGGGAGCGUACCUACCUAUCAUCCAGAAAUAUGUUCAAAACGGCCGGCUGUGGUGGUUAAACAUGCAAUAUUACAACGGCGAUAUGUACGGUUGCUCUGGCGACUCUUACGCAGCUGGCACCGUCCAAGGAUUCAUCGCUCAGACUGAUUGCCUAAAUGCAGGACUUACCAUCCAAGGCACCACAAUCAAGGUUCCAUACGACAUGCAAGUACCAGGCCUACCUGCGCAAUCAGGAGCUGGAGGUGGCUAUAUGAAUCCAAGCUUGGUUGGACAAGCAUGGGAUCACUACAACGGUGCUCUGAAAGGCUUGAUGACGUGGUCAAUCAACUGGGAUGGAGCGGGUAACUGGACAUUUGGCGACAAUUUGCUCACUCGCAUUGGCUAGAAGAAGGUGAUGGGAGGAAGAUUAGGCGUUGAAGUCAAUAUAUUUCUUGACUUCAUGCCGGAGAUACACCAUCAAUUAGUCAUUGAUAUACCUUCCAGCAGUAUAUAGUUGGACUGACUAUUUAGUCUAUGUACAUAAAAAACUAGCUUGAUAUAGCCUUUAAUGAAUAUGGG
Trichoderma asperellum CBS 433.97 is the source of this 1222-nucleotide messenger RNA. It is a transcript of the gene CHIT37, whose product is annotated as Endochitinase 37. Gene Ontology annotation, molecular function: hydrolase activity, hydrolyzing O-glycosyl compounds; chitin binding. Gene Ontology annotation, biological process: carbohydrate metabolic process. The record is from RefSeq and is a predicted model, not a curated record. Lineage: Eukaryota; Fungi; Ascomycota; Sordariomycetes; Hypocreales; Hypocreaceae.